AUAAUACCAAAAAACACAAAAAAAUGCGUAUGUUCAAGUUUCCACAUCACUCAUUGAUUGCCAACUCUGUUUUUGCUCCUUCGGGUUCUGCCCAAUAAUUCAAUCAUCGCCAUUUUUCUUCUCUCUUUGUCUUCUUUCUAAUGCGGAAAAUCACCAGAUUCUUCUCUGAAUUCUUCUGUGUUGAUUGACAGAGCUAUCCAUCCAGUGACUGUUUCUUGCUGUUCUUGUUGUGUUGUUGGGUGGUGGGUUUGAGCUGAUUGAGCCAUUUUUCAUGGGCAUUAACUCUGUUCCUUCUUCCCAUCUUCCUUCCUUGCUGGUUCUUCAUCAUCAAUGGCGGAUUCUCUUUGUUCCUCGUUUUUGAGCCUCCAUAGAUUACCUAUUACUCGAUUCGAUCUCUUGCUUAUCUUCCUUCAUUCCCUUUUAUAGCUUUUGCCCGUUUCACCGGGGUUUCCGGUUUCUCUCUGUCUCUCUCUGUCUGCCGUUCAGUUCCCGAGAUUUUUGAGAGCUAACGAAGCGAACCUCGAGAGGUGAAGAGUGAUCAUGGCAUCGGUGUUUCUGUAUCAUGUGGUUGGGGAUCUGACUGUAGGAAAGCCGGAGAUGGCGGAGUUUUAUGAGACGGAGACGAUCGAAACGGCGAUUAGAGUGAUCGGAGAAUCGACGGAGUGUGGGAUACCGAUUUGGAAGAGGAAAACUCAUGUGGGAAUUAUUGAGAAUGCUGAAAUGAAACAGCAGAGAUUUGUGGGAAUUCUCUCUUCUUUGGAUAUUGUUGCGUUUUUGGCUCGAACGGAGAAUCUAGAGGAUCAAGAAAGGGCAAUGAAGGCCCCAGUUUCGGAGGCUGUCAUUCCCAACUAUUCAUUGUUGAGGCAGGUCGAUCCUGCAACAAGAUUGAUUGAUGCAUUGGAAAUGAUGAAGCAAGGUGUGAGGCGUCUUCUAAUCCGAAAAAGUGUGGUGUGGAAAGGAAUGAGCAAACGGUUUUCCAUUCUCUAUAAUGGUAAGUGGUUGAAGAACAUCGAUACCACUGGCAGUAGCAGCAAUAACCUCAAUGUAAACACUAACCGCCCAUCAUCGUCUUCCACAUCCUCCGGUCACGAUAAGUUUUGUUGUCUCUCAAGGGAAGAUGUCAUCCGUUUCCUUAUCGGUUGCCUUGGUGCCCUUGCACCUCUCCCUCUAUCCUCCAUCUCUACUCUUGGGGUCAUCAACCCAAACUACUGUUCGAUUGAUGCCUCGACUCCUGCAAUCGAUGUUACUCAUAAGCUUCCUGAUGAUCCUAUUGCAGUUGCUGUUGUAGAAAACAUGCAUGAUAAUCAAUACAGGAUAAUUGGAGAGAUUUCAGCCUCCAAACUCUGGAAAUGCAAUUACUUGGGUGCUGCUUGGGCUUUAGCCAACCUUUCUGCUGGGCAGUUUGUGAUGGGAGUAGAAGACCACAUGACCUCACGAAUGGUCCCUGAUCUAUCUGCUAACGGUAACGUUGAUGAGACCGACUCUGCAAAUGGUGGUGGAGCAACACGGGCAAGGAAAUUCAGCAGUAGAAGUAUCGGAUUCAACCCGUCGAGCCCAGCAUUCAGGAUCAGUCGGAGCAUGUACCGAGGAAGAAGUGCUCCCUUGACAUGUAAAGUAACAAGUUCAUUGGCUGCUGUUAUGGCUCAGAUGCUUUCUCAUAGGGCAAGCCAUGUCUGGGUUACUGAGGAUGAAAAUGAUGAUAUUUUGGUUGGAGUUGUGGGUUAUGCUGAUAUUUUAGCUGCUGUUACGAAGCAGCCUACGUCGUUUAUACCCGCUAAUCGAUCCUUCGAGGCGCUCGGAAAUUCUAUUCAAAGCUAAUAUUUUCUCCCUCAUCAAUUCUACUGCUCUUUGUACUUAAUUUACAUUUAUAUAGGUGUGUAUAUGAGAGAGAUUUGAGCUUCUUGUAAACUUGUUGCUUUUGAUCGCUCUUAAAUUUUUUUGACAAUAUCGUUGUCAAUGGAAUUCCUCUUUUUUUUCCCCCAAA
Molecule: messenger RNA, 1984 nt
Organism: Benincasa hispida (wax gourd)
Lineage: Eukaryota; Viridiplantae; Streptophyta; Magnoliopsida; Cucurbitales; Cucurbitaceae
Gene: CBSX6
Product: Cystathionine beta-synthase (CBS) family protein
Cellular component (GO): nucleus; cytoplasm
Source: RefSeq, a predicted model, not a curated record